UACAUUCAGGUGGAAGGGAGAGAAUGUGGCCACAACUGAAGUAGCUGACAUCCUCACCCUGAUAGACUUUGUCCAAGAGGCAAAUGUCUACGGCGUUCAAGUACCAGGCAACGAGGGGAGGAUAGGAAUGGCUGCCGUCACGGUGAAGGGGGGAGAACAGUUUGAUGGCAACAAAACGUUCAGCCAUGUAGCCAGCUUCCUACCGGCGUAUGCACGGCCCCGCUUCAUACGCAUCCAGAAUGCGGUGGAGAUGACGGGGACCUUCAAACAGAUGAAGGUGAGGUUAGUGGAGGAAGGUUUCGACCCGGCAGGCAUCACAGACCCUCUGUACAUCCUACAGGAGAGUAAUCAGAGUUACACACCAAUGACUGGCCAGAUCUACGGCUCCAUAGUGUCAGGCAUCAUCAAGCUGUGAACAGAUCUGUGGUGAUACUACUCCUGGGUCCUAUUCAUUAGGACAUGCAAUUGAAAACGUUUCAAUAAUGUUUUGAAACAGGAAACAAAAAUGAGUAUUACUUAGUCCCUCCCUGUUUUAGUCCACGCCAGCCCUCAUUCUUUACCUGCGGCAUCGUCUGAGACCGGCCACCCGGACAGCUAAUGAAACUUAGGAGUAUUUCUGUCAGUAAUAAAGCCCUUUUGUGUGGAAAAUCUCAUUCUGAUUGGCUGGGCCUGUGUUGAAGUGAUUUAAAUGUUGAAAGAUAAUGAUGAAAUAAUUCCACUCUGAAACCUUAUAACUGUAUGAAAUUGAUUAGAAUCAUACAAUUAUUAUCUGAUGGUUUUGUGUAGUUUUAGUCAGUAAAAUUAUAUAUAUGUGAGUGUAGUUUUAGUCAGAAUUAGGGUUAAACAAUAUAUCUGUACAAUAUGUCUUUAUAGUGUCUUAAACACAGACUCUCUGAGCAAAAUUCAGUGCCGACCUGGCUAGAGGUUUGGGAGAGGACAGGGAGUACUUCUCAAGGUCUCCCUAAUCUUUGUCGGCUGGGUAAUGAUACAGUAUGUGCGUAGGAUACCUACUGUUUGUGUGUGGAAGUAUGUGCGUAGGAUACCAACUGUUUGUGUGUGAAUGUAAGUGCUUAAGGAGCCAGUAUAAAAUGAAUGGUUUUGUACAACGGACCAGCGCUCUCAUGAAUAAACAUUUUGACUAUCAUA
Messenger RNA from Oncorhynchus gorbuscha (pink salmon), 1146 nucleotides. RefSeq names its product very long-chain acyl-CoA synthetase-like. The record is from RefSeq and is a predicted model, not a curated record. Gene Ontology annotation, molecular function: long-chain fatty acid-CoA ligase activity; long-chain fatty acid transmembrane transporter activity. The transcript is spliced from 4 exons. Lineage: Eukaryota; Metazoa; Chordata; Actinopteri; Salmoniformes; Salmonidae. The coding region runs from base 128 to 415 and encodes 95 amino acids.